GUUAGAUUAUAUAUUUGAAAAUCAACAGCUGGCAUUAUUUUUUGCUUUUUCUUUUUUCUUUUUUUAUCUUUGUUUUCCGAAUUUUGCCUUUAUGUUGCCUCCUCUCCCGUGACGCAACAAAACCCUUUUUUUCUUGCUUUAUGAUUGUUUCUCUCUUCUCCUCAUCCUCUUCCUUUCCCCCUGACCACCAGCACCGCUUAGCCUCUCCAAGUCCAAUUUACUCUUGUUUCUCUCCGACGACAAUCUCUGGCUAGUUAGGUUGACUUUGUGGUUUGUCUGGAUUGAUUUGUGUUAUUUUGGAUUGAUUUUGGGAUUUUUUUCUGGACUGAUUUUGUGGUUUGAUUUUUGAGUUCCUCGCUUCAUUAAUUUUUGGAUUGUUUCUACAUUUUGUGCUUCAUUAUUGUUCUUUUCGAUUGAUUGUCUUAAGAAAAUGAGUUAAGAGUCUAACUCAACAUUACAAAACCGGUUUGUAAGGUGAGAGUUAUUCUCUAUUUAUAAAUUCUUUAUUUGUUUUAUCUCUAGUUGAUUUAAGAAUUGAGUUGUUUCCCAUGGUGGGAGACUUGGUUAGGUUGCCUACCUUAGCCUUCAUCAUAUUCUUCGUUAUGUCUGUUUUUAUGCUUUUGAUUUUAGAGUUUGGUUUAAGGUCUGAUCCCUAGGCGUAAAUCUCUUUCAUUUUGAACCAAACAAGCAAAAAACAAAAGAAUGGUUACAAAAAAUCCUUUUUCUAGUUUCUUCUCUGUAAACCCAAGUAUACUAACUUCCUUCCCUUCCUUUUUACCCUGGAACCAAAGCAUGUUUUUUUCCCUAUUUAAUUUUAUUUGGUAAUAUGAGGAUCGUUCCAAAGAUGGUACUUUUUGGUUUGUGAUAUUUAAUACGGUUAAUGAUUAAUGAAUAUGAGAAAGACCACUUAGGGCUCUUGCCCUCCUCAUACCUGUCAAAGGCCAUAACCACUUGUUUUCAUAUUAACCUGUUAGGUUUGUGUUGUAAUUGUUUUUGUUAAGUUAUUCUGUGACUUUCUGAUCAAUAUGCAAAAUAGGCUUAUAUAUAUGUGCUCUGUUUGGAAUCUUUCUGCCAUUGCAUCAAAAGGAACUAUAGAAUCUUCAAUGAUAAUAAAGAGAUGGUUUAUCUUGCGUCUUUGCUUUGUUCUCCUUACUGUUAUUAGUUUUUUAGUAGGAAAUUCCUCUUUUGAUAUUCAAGGAGAUUUGGUGUUCUUUUUCUUCCAUUCUGUUAAGAGUUAGGGUGGUGUCAUAUCUCCUACUUCUUUCUUUUGUUGUAAAGAUUGCUUGCCCUUAUUCUUGUAAUUUCUCAUUGCAGUCUUAAUAGUACUUGUCAGAAGGAAAAAGAAAAGCUAAUUCUCUGCCACUGUCUAAUACCCUAUAAUUCAAGAAUUUAUGUUAUUGGUUUAUCCUUUCGUAUGACCCUUAUCACGUAUUUCUUGUUCCUUGAAUUUGGUGCAUAUGGCUAGAGAAAAAUGCCCAAGUUAUCAGGGUUAAUCUCUUGCUGUUUCUUUGUCAAUGAAUUGUAUUUGUUUUGUGAGUUUUUGUCAUGCUCAGUGAUCAUUUUGGAGGUAUUUUAUUGAUGGAUGUGUUGAUGUGUUGAUGAGCUUUGUUCAUUUAAUGUGCUUUUCUGUUUAUUUUUCUUCAGUUAUAUAAGCGCCCUUUUAAAUCUGGAAAAAAGGGAUGCAGGAAUUGAACUUAAGCUGUGAAGCUACCCAUUGGGGAUCGUGGAUAAGCCAUCAGCAAUGUCACGGGAGGAAGAUUACUCAUGGGAUGAACGGAAUUCAACAUUAAGGGUAUCUCCUUUCUCGCAAAGAGAGUUUAGAGGACACCAUGGUAGCCCCGAACCACAUUAUUCUGACAAAUCCAAGUUGAGUGAUAAAAAUCCAGAGCCCAGUGAGGUUUUGUGGAUUGGGUUCCCAGCUCAGUUGAAGGUGGAAGAAUCAAUUUUAAGAAAGUCUUUUUCUCCAUUUGGUGAGAUAGUGAAGAUUACUACAUUUCCAGGUCGUAGUUAUGCUUUUGUUCGCUUUAGGAGCCUGACGUCUGCAUGCAGAGCAAGAGAUAAUCUGAAGGGAAAAUUAUUUGGGAAUCCCCGUGUACAUAUUUGUUUUGCCAAGAGUGAAACAGGUUCAUCGAGCAGUGAGAGGAGAUCAUUUAAUGCCCCUCGUUCCCCAAUUUACAAGUCAAGUGGUCGGGAUGGAUCUGCUGAGAACCUCAGACAGGAUAGGAGCUUCAAUGGAGAUCGCAUCAUUGGUUCUCCAAAUCUUUUCCGGAAUCGGGAUUCUGAUGCUUAUGAUAACCGAAGGGGUUCUUCAUGGGCUGGUGGAACAAACUCGUAUGAACAAAGGAAAGUUGGAGAGAAGGGGAGAACACUAGGAGUAUCACAAGAAAUGUAUGAACAAAUGAAUAGUCCAUCAAGAGAUAGACAUGCUCAUGUGGAUGAUUUUCCACAGAGGUUUCCUCAAAAGGAUGCAUUCUUUGAAGAUUUGAGGGACUUGCCAGAUGUUCCAUAUCUACGGGAGGCUAAAAGGCUGAAGACUGGUUCACCUCCUCCUGAAAGAGAGCUUCCAGAGUAUCCUUUCUUCGAGUUAGAAAGACAGAAACGUGAGUUCCCAAGAUUAUUAACUGAUUUACCCCCACACGAGCCUUUUGAUAAAGGCUUUGAUGCUGGAAAUUUUAGUUAUGGCCAGACUCUUGAUCAUCCCCCAAAUUCCCCUCUGCAUCGUUUGGAUAGACAUGAAAGCUGGAAACCUUAUGAUAGUUUGCAAAUAGGUCCCGGUGCUGUGCAGUCAACUUUUGUUGAGAACAAAAGAUUCACGCCUGAACCUGAAGGUUCAUCUUUAACUGAGUGGAAAUGGGAAGGAACCAUUGCUAAAGGUGGCACUCCUGUUUGUCGUGCACGCUGCUUCCCUGUGGGGAAAAUCCUAGAUAUCAUGUUACCUGAAUUCUUGGAUUGCACUGCAAGAACUGGCCUAGAUAUGCUUGCAAAGCAUUACUACCAAGCGGUUGGUGUUUGGGUUGUCUUCUUUGUGCCUGGAAGUGAUGCUGACAUCGAAUUCUACAAUGAAUUUAUGCAUUAUCUGGAGGAAAAGCAGCGCGCUGCAGUUGCCAAGUUGGAUGACAAGACAACUUUAUUUCUUGUUCCUCCAUCAGAGUUCUCAGAGAAAGUACUGAAGGUACCUGGCAGGUUGAGCAUAUCUGGUGUCAUUCUGAGGUUGGAGAAUCCUGGUUUAAAUAAUCAUGGUCCAGGACACGUUCAAGGAGAAACGACAAAUGAAAACCUGUUGUCCUAUAAUGAGAAUAUACUCCAUCCAAAGUCAUCAUUUCCAUCAGUACGUAUUCCUACAUCUCCAUCUAUUUCAGAAUUGGGGAACUCUGGAAUCAGCAAUCUUUCAUUUCUGGGAAAUAAGUUUGCCGCAGCUCCAUCAGUUUCUGAUUCAGCUCACGAUGAAAGAAGUCGCAACUAUCCUAUCCAGCAGCGGACUUCUGGACCAAACUGGUCUUCACAAAAUCUGCAGAACUUAAUCUCUAAUAGAACUCUACCAUUGCAACAAUCAGGUGGUACUUUAGAACCUGUGAAUGAAGAACGCCAACCCAUCAGGGCAGUGCCAGAUGUAAACUCAAUUCAACAUUCCGGUAUUCCAUUUUAUGGCGAUGGCAAGUUGUCUUACCCAGAUAUCAGACAUUUAGAUCCUUUAUCAGUGCCUGUGGGAGCUGUUCCACCAGAACAGCUUGCACAACUAGCUGCAUCUCUUCUUGAGCAGCAGAGGCAAUCAGGAAGCUCUUCGAGUGCAUCUGCAUUGGGUGAUCCCCGGCAUAUGAACAGAUUUAACGCGUCUGACACCUCACCAAGAUUCAGCACAUCAGACACCUCCGCCAGACCACCCCAGAAAUAUGCUACAGAAAACAAUCUGGUGAAUUCUGAUCUCUCAACAUCUCAGUUUGGUCAAAUUCUACAGAUGCAAAAGCAACAACAGGUCCCAAAUGCGCCUCAGUUGCCACAGAUGGCACAAAGGGAGCCACAAAAAGAGGCUAACGGAAAUCAGCUGUUGACAGAUAAUAGUAGCUUGCAGGAAGAUGCUGAUGCAGAUCCACAGAAACGUCUACAAGCAACGCUACAGCUGGCUGCUGCUCUUCUUCAGCAGAUCCAGCAAAGAAAAGGAAGUUGAACAGUGCCAGGAUACUUGCUGUUAAUGUCUGUAAGUAGGAUGGUCGGAUUUUAAUUGAUGCAUUGCAAUGCAGUGGUUUGUAGGCAGUGUCAUUUGCGAUGGAGAUGUUGCAGUUCUUACUUAGUUGUUUAAAUUAGCUUUUACCUUCACAGUUCUCUCAUUAGCUUAAAAUUACCGUAUUACUAUUUAUCAAGACUAACGUGACAUAUUCUCAUGCA
Messenger RNA from Cajanus cajan (pigeon pea), 4383 nucleotides. RefSeq names its product RNA recognition motif (RRM)-containing protein. Gene Ontology annotation, molecular function: RNA binding. The record is from RefSeq and is a predicted model, not a curated record. Lineage: Eukaryota; Viridiplantae; Streptophyta; Magnoliopsida; Fabales; Fabaceae.